AGCUUGAAGAUAUAGAAGAAGUGUUUUCUAAGAAAACAGAUAAUUCUGUUAGUAAAAAUUUGUUAAAUUUAGAAAUUAGAAAUUUUAUAUCUUUAUCUUUCAAACUAGAGUCCAAUGAAUCAUCAAGUUUAAUUGAAGAAAUUGAACAUGAAGAUAGAAAUUUUGAUUUGAAUAAUUUGAUUAUUGAUGAUUCAGACUGA
This is a messenger RNA of Dentiscutata heterogama, 200 nucleotides long. The record is from the annotation of a GenBank genome assembly. Lineage: Eukaryota; Fungi; Glomeromycota; Glomeromycetes; Diversisporales; Gigasporaceae.